AUGGGAGCUUCUAAGCUUCUGAAAAGGCUCGAGGUCAAGCCGACCGACGACGAGUACGAGGCAAUCGAGACCAGCAGAUGGGGCAACAAAGAUGUGUACCCAAUUCCUCACGACAAACGAACGUACGGGUGGCUGUCCUUUUAUGCAUAUUGGGGUACAUGUGGUAUUUGUCUGUCCUCCUGGACCAUCGGAAGCAGCUUGAUUGGCAUUGGCUUAACUGCUGGCCAAGCAUGUGGAGCUAUCGUUAUUGGCAGUGUUCUUGCUUCUCUCAGCGCUUACCUCAGUGGAGGGCCGGGUGCCAUUCAUUACCUGGGCUAUGGGACGAUGGCGAGAGCAGCGUUUGGACUGUGGGGGUCAUAUUUCGUUGUGAUGUUGAAUGUUUUCCAAUCGUUCGUCUUCUACGGAACUCAGAUGUACUUUGGAGGCAUGGCUUUCGUGCUAAUCCUCAACGCGAUUUUCCCCAGCUUCCUCGCGAUGUCAAAUACACUCCCGGACAGCGCUGGCAUUACAACUCCACAGCUUAUCGGAUUUGUGCUCUUCAUCGUUCUAUACAUUCCGAUUAUAUACUUCGUGCCCCCUCAUCAAAUCCAAAAGUUCCUUGUCGCGAACCUGGUAGUAUCUACCGCGACGCUGUUGGGAAUCAUGAGCUGGGCAGUCCAUGCCAACGGUGGCGCUGGGAACCUAGUUUCCCCUGCUGUUGAAGUUCCCCCCUCAAAAGUCGGCUUCCUUAUGGUCCAAGGAAUCACAUCGAUCGCAGGAACAUACACGGGCGGGAGUGACCGUGUGAGCGACUGGACACGGUACGCCAAGCAUCGACACUCACCGACGCUUGCUCAGUUGACAGCACUUCCCGUCACUGUGACUCUUACAGCACUUGUGGGCAUCAUUACCACGUCUGCCGCAGCAGAGUUUAUGGGUGAAGCUCAGUGGAACCCUCUGAUUAUGUUGCAAGUCGUUCAAGGGCGAUGGUACACUGCAGCAUGCAGAGCUGGCACUUUCUUCGCCGGAGUCGGUCUCCUCUCUGUAACUGUCUUCGUGAACUAUACACAGAACUGCGUCAGCUCCGGUAUGGACGUCGCUAUCUUGAUCCCACGCUGGAUCUCGAGAAGACGAGGAUCAAUCAUUUUCUCGAUCCUUGGAAUUCUUGCAAAUCCGUGGCGUUUCCUGACCCAAGCAAACACCUUCAUUACAGUCCUCUCAUCUUUCGGUGUCUUUAUGUCGCCUGCGGCAGCCAUCCUCGUUGUAGACUUCUGGGUGGUGCGUAGAACGAAAUGGAACAUCCCCGAGCUCUACAGUCCAGCGGGGAUAUACUGGUUUUGGGGCGGACUCAACUGGAGAGCCUUCAUCGCGUACAUCCUGGGUAUGGUGUGGGCACUUCCUGGCUUCAUUAUGGCUGUUGGAGGCCCGGCAGUUGCAGAUGGUUGGUACCAACUCUAUCAGAUAUCGUUCUUUUUCGGUUACGUCGUGUCUGGAGGCUUGUUCUACAUCUUCAACCUAGUGUCUCCGCCACCAGGUCUUGGUGUGCAAGUUGACUUCGUACUUGAUCAAGGGCAAGUUGUGUUUGGGGUAGAAGCAUCUGGGAGAACGCACGAGAGCUCUGAAGAGGUUGUCAUUGAGAAACGAGCCGAAGCAGCUGACCAGAAGGUAUGA
Molecule: messenger RNA, 1650 nt
Organism: Neoarthrinium moseri
Lineage: Eukaryota; Fungi; Ascomycota; Sordariomycetes; Amphisphaeriales; Apiosporaceae
Exons: 3
Coding region: 1-1650 (549 amino acids)
Biological process (GO): transmembrane transport; nucleobase transport
Cellular component (GO): plasma membrane
Molecular function (GO): nucleobase transmembrane transporter activity
Source: RefSeq, a predicted model, not a curated record